UGAGGUGGCGGAGGAGCUCUGCGAAAUGCCUUUUUGCAUGCCCGCUGUUUUUUGUACUCUUUCUGCGUGUGUUCCGUGUGUGCCGAGGGACCAGCCGCUGCGUGUGUAGCCAUGAUCCGAGGCGACUUGAGCGGCUUGUCCUAGCUGACGGAGCCGCUUCAGCAGCGGAGGGUCGGUGCAGCACCGCCGGGGAUGAGGCCUACUACUUGUUAAAGCUCCCCCACCACCCCUCCAUCGCCAUGGCUGAUGAUCAACAACAACCUGGUCAGAAGCCUGCCUCCGGACUAGGCUCUCUUCCAGCCAUGGUGCCGGGACUCCAGGGGCCGGAGGCCAACGCGCUUCAGUUCAAAAUCAAGAAUUCUAUUUGCAAAUCUGUACAAUCAAAAGUGGACAGCAUAUUGCAAGAUGUUGAGAAGUUUACAGACAUCGAAAAACUCUACCUCUACCUUAAGUUGCCUUCUGGUCCCAGCAGUGGCAAUGAUAAAAGUUUCCCCAUAUCUAUUCAUCACCCCAACCCCCCAAUUCUGCCCAAUUGGACUGAGAAUGAGAGGGGGGCCUCCACUCCGGGAUUAUGCGAUCAGAGUUCCAUGUCGUCGAGCCGAACUCAACAGAUGUACGCGUUCAACUGGAUACGGAACCACCUGGAAGAGCACCCCGAGACUUCUCUCCCCAAACAAGAGGUGUACGAUGAAUACAAGAGCUACUGUGACAAUCUCGGCUACAAUCCACUGAGUGCGGCAGACUUUGGGAAGAUCAUGAAGAAUGUCUUUCCCAACAUGAAGGCACGUCGACUGGGCAUGAGAGGCAAAUCCAAAUACUGUUAUAGCGGGUUGAGGAAGAAAGCUUUUGUUCACAUGCCAUCCCUACCAAACCUGGAUCUGCAAAAAUCUGGAGACGGGUGUGAGCUGAUGGAGCCAUCGGGACACUCUCCCAACGCUGAGGAUGAAAUGCGAUCCGCCGCUUGUGGGUUGGUGUGCGAGUGGGCGCAGAAGGUGCUCAGUCGUCAGUUUGACAAUGUGGAGGAUCUGGCUCGGUUUCUACUUAACAGCCAUUACAUUGGCACCAAGUCCAUAGCAGCGCUCACCGUCAUGACUGGCACACCAACAGGCAUGAAGACACCUACUCCAUCCUCAGCUUUCGUCCCCACAGCUGAGGCUAACUCAUUCCAGCCCCAGGUGAAGACCUUGCCAUCGCCCUCUGUUGAUGCAAAGCAACAACUGCAGCGCAAGAUCCAGAAGAAGCAGCAAGAGCUGAAGCUAAACUCGCCUUUACCCUGUGAGAACCAGGUCAAACGGACGGAGGCCAGCACCCCUGGUCCCACAAUCCCUUGCGGGAGCCCAGCUUUGUUGUCCCCUCAGCCCACCAUCGGCAUCGUAGUAGCAGCUGUCCCCAGCCCCGUUACUGUCCAAAGAAGCAGACAGUUGAUGACAUCACCCAGCCCUGUGGGCACAGCAGAGGGGAAGGUGCUUCCUGUGAACUUCCAAGUGGUCACUCAGUCCCUGAAACAGUCCCCCAAAACCCCACAGAACAUCUCAGCCAGUCCUGUGGGUGACCGACUGACACGGCACAGUACCAGGUACGCUCAAAUCCUGCCCAAGCCCUCCGCCACCAGUACCAUCACCCUGCGCUCGCCCCCGGCCUUGCUCAUCACCAACAGCCCUAUCAAAACUGUGAUGCCCACGUCGCACGUCAGCUCGCUCAACGUGGUGAAAAUGACGGCGAUCGCGCUGGCGCCCGGCACCAGUAGCACCACAGUGCGACCUGCCUCUGCCGGGGUCAACACCAUUGCGCCCUCCGAUGACUCCCAGCAGUCCCAGAGUGGAAGCUCAGCCCUUCAGUCCCCUGCAGCCCGACCAAGUGCGCCGGCUUCCACUGUGGCCGUGUCCAGCGAUGUUAAAAUGACAUCCGAAAGUGACAACAUUACGAGUGCUGGGGGCGAGAAAGGAGCUGCUGGCGUCAAAGACGAGAGGGUAGCGAAGUUCAGGGCUGCCAGUGAACCGAGCUUCCUGGUAAAGUGUUCUCCCGGAGCUGACAAGGGUGCCAGGAUCAAGAUCGACCCCUUGCCAUCCACCACCACUUCAGCAGCUCUGACUGGGACUCAGGACAGCAAUAUCACCAACUGCCAUGACAGUACCUUGUACUUGACUGUUGAUAAUCACACCACCAACACGUCGUCCAGCAUCUCAUCUGCGAUCACAACACCUGAUGCAAAGAGCCCAAGGAAGCGUAACGGUCCAGGCGGGGAGUCCCACGUGAUCCCUGUGAAGAGGGUGUUUAUCUCCCAGCAGCCACUGGCUGUCAUAGACAAUCCCAAACCUGGAAUCAGUGCUGCGGUGAAAAGAAUCCCACGCCCAGGAACCCCAGCCAGGCCAGACAGUGCACCGUGCAAAGUGACCAUGAAACACUCCUCCCUCGGGCCCACACAGAUCCUUGCACUCUCAGACUUGCCCAUUACUCAGACGGAGGGCUCACAGACUGUUGUCAAACCCCAGGCUCUGGUGGCCAAACGUGACGACCGCUCGCUCACCAUCGACACCAGCACAGGAGGAAACCACCCGAGUGAUCAGGCAUUGCUGCAGCAGAUCUCUGGGGACACGCGCGCCAUACCCGUCACGCCAGGAGCACACGACGUCUCUGUCAUGAGUGAAAUAAAGAGCACAAUAUGGGAGGAGGGGCAACUCAAUGAGCUACGCAAGCAGGCGUUUGUCCAGCAGCUACCAGCAGAACAUAAACAAGCCCCGUCGGACCAACUCUCAACGAUCAGUCAGCCCAGUGAACCCUCCACUCAGCUCAUCCUGACCCAGGACAUGGAAGAUUUUGCCAGCUCGCAGGCCAGCAUGGACUACUUCCCCGACUUCAAUGACGACGACAUGACCCAGGACAGCAUCGUGGAGGAGUUGGUCCAGAUGGAGGAGCAGAUGAAGUUGAAGGGUCUGUUCACCACUUGUGUGGACGUGUCUCUUCAAAACCAGUCGGCCAACAACCAAGGCUCGGCGGUCUCUGCCCACCAGCCCAGCGGCACCUUCUACCAUUCUGCGCACAGCAGUACCACUCCAGUGCAGACUCCCACGCCCACCCCGACGCCCACCCCGACGCCCACUCCCACCUCUGAGAUGACCCUUGGGCACACCCUGACCAGAGAAAGCCCGUGUUCUCGCAUGGCUCCCAUCACCCCGGUGGAUAGCGCCAUGGGUCGCCACACACCCAUCAGCACGCCGCUGUCCAACUGCAGCAGCAGUGUCCCUCCCAGCCCGGUGGAGUGCAGAAACCCGUUUGCCUUCACUCCCAUCAACGCCAGCAUCACAGGUUACCAUGACGCCAGUAUUGUCUCCAGCAGUCCGGUCAAGCCUAUGCAGCGGCCAAUGGCUACUCACCCCGACAAGGCCAAGCUGGAGUGGAUCAACAACCGUUACAACAGCACCUCAGGAGGGCCGUUAUCCAACCACAGUAUUGGCAUUUUGCCCAGCUACCAGGACCUUGUCGACGAUCAGUUUCGGAAGCCACACGCGUUCGCGAUUCCAGGGCAGUCGUUUCAGGCCCAGCCUCGACAAGAUUCAGCUCAUUUUGGUCGUCUGACCCCCAUUUCCCCGGUGCAGCAGCCACCGCAACAAACUGGCGUGUCGACCCCCACGAAACAAGAGAGCUUUGCAGUUCCUGCACCGCUGGAUAACAAGGCCUCCACUUCGUCUGCAUCCAGUACGUUCCGAUGCCGCAGUGUCAGUCCUGCGGUGCGUCAGAGGAACUUCAGUGGCAACACUGGCCCUCAGACCACCACCACCACCAGUAUCUCCACCACGAGCCAGGCUGUAGUCACGGCAUUCAACUCCCCCAUCACCUCCGAGGUGCUCAGCAUUCUGUCCAACACUCAAACUGUGAGCUCCGUCCAUAGUAUGGUCCAACGCAGCCAGUCUGUGCCCCUGAACAUCAUGAUGCAGAGCGAGAUGUUGCCUGUGCAGGGCCAGAAUAACACCACCAAAAUCACCAACGUUCUCCUCAGCAAGCUGGAAGCGGACGGGGACGAGUCCGUCCGCGGCCUGGGGAUCAACAACCUCCCGUCCAACUACACUGCCCGCAUGAACCUGACGCAGAUCCUGGAGACCACUCCAGGUUUCACCGGAGGGACUACCCACCAGACUCAGCUGCCUGUCAGCUCCAGUCCUGCUGCCUUCGAGAUCCAGCCACAGGGUUUCCUCGCGAACCCCGGUGGGGACCAAGUUAGUUUCCCUACGGGAGACGGUCAAGCACAAACAGGCGCUGCCGAUCUGGAUCCGCCGCAGCUGCAGGAGACCCCUGUGCAAAGUCAGCCUCCGCUGCUUCUCCAGAGCACACAGCAGCAGCAGCAGCAAGCAGCAGCCGAGGACGAGCAGCAACAGCUGGACUUCAACAACACUGUCAAGGACCUGCUGGGAGAAGACGCCCUGAACCCCAGCUCCCAGUUGGUCGGUCAGGUAGCUUCAGAACUCAAUGCUGUGGCAUCUGACUUCUCCAACGACAUGAGACUGACCUCCGAUCUGUCCAGUAGCAUCACUGACCUUAACACAUUGGACACCAAUCUGUUGUUCGACCCCAAUCAGCAGCAGGAACAAUACGAGGCCUCAACACUGGAAGAACUGAACAAUGACCCACUUUUUCAGCAGAUAUGCAGUGAUACUGUGAACUCUGGUUUUGACUGGUUAGAGAGCAAAGACCAGCCGACCACGGUGGAGAUGCUCGGCUGACCCCUUCUUCCUCUCCCUUUCAUUUCUAUUCCACGUCAUUGGUUUGGUGCACACUUCAUGUCCUGUCGGGAUCUGUCACCACCUCGCCAUUUUUUCCAUUCAGGCCGACCACAAUAUCCUCUGUUAUUCAUUUGUUGUUCCUAUUUUCACGAGUUGAUAUCACCUUCAAUCGCCGAGGUCGGCAUUUCAGAGAGGAAUAUUGACUUAGACAUUGAUGUUACAACAGGAAAUGCAACAUUGGCUUUGAACGAUAGUGUUGGUUGUGUAUAGCUUAGCACAAAUUAAUUAAAACAUAUUUAUGUACUAUACCGUUUAUAACAGUGCAGAUGACGAUAAGAAGGUAUAUGGAAUUUACUAUAUGCACUUGUAAAGGAGAGAAAGGUGGCAGAGCACCGCUGAUGUCCCUCAAUUAAACAAAGAUAUAUUUAAGAGGAAGACGUUUCAUGCCAAAAAUAUACUUGUGAACAAAACAUUUCACCUGUUUUGUGUUGAUAAUCAAAUUGACAGACUAACACUAGGGAAUAUUCACGCACUGAAAUCCUUAAAACUGAGUGGAGUUACCAACGUAGUCUUGGAUGUUUUGUCAACCAAUAUUUUUGGCGUAAUCUGUCGGAGCUUUUUGGCCGCGCACACAUUCGCCUGCCACUUCAGAAUAUCAAAAUGGUGCCGUCUUUUUUCGCUACCAGGUGCUGAAUUUUAUCGCGUAUUCUUUAUCAGAGGAAAUCAGUGCUGGACUGAUUCACGUCGGCGCAUUGUUCGUGAAAACAAUGUGUUCUUCAGGCCUGCACUUGCUGUACUGUUUUAAUAUCUUCUAAAGGGAGCGGAUGGUGGGGGUCAGGAGGAGAUGGCGCUAGAGGCCACACGCUGGACUUUCCCGUUAAAUGGAAUCAACAACAGGCUGCCUUAUUCCUCAAGUCCAAGGCCUUACGCCAUCUUUAGAGAGACUGUAAAUAGCAUAGCAUCUCUUUGAUAUACAAGAUAUCAUCCUGAACUUCAUCGUCAUAUCAAGGCAGCUGAUUCGUUCUGUAUUUCUUAUUCCGUUUGUGUUCUGCUGUGUUCCAGUACAUUAUGAACAGUCGAUCAAAUACACUGUGUGUGUGUGUGCGUGUGUUAUCUGCGAUGGAUUUUGAUGAUUGACAGGCACACUUCCACUUAUAAUAUUUGUUGGCAUGCUAUUGUCCCAGUUUGGAUCGGUCCAAGAAACGGCUCAGUUGGAAAUGAGAUGAACCAGGUUAUUGUUUCUGACCCAGCCUUACUUUAACACCAGAGGUUUUCUGAUAGAACGACGGAAGAGAUUAUAACUUAUAGUCACUCCUUAAAUAAGCAUUAGCAACGGGAAGCUGCCUUUGACUUGUAGGAAAUGAACUAUGUUGCAUAAAUCCUUUGUAAGUAUGUAAUCUAGUCAGAUGGCCACCGUCCUGUAGGACCUGAAGGCAUGUUGAAACCAUCACGGCCAGACAGGUAGGCGAUUCAGUGAUUCAGUAGGAUGCUUGCUCCAGUUUUUGGCUAUUAUUGUCAAUGUUGUAUAAGUCAUGUUUAAGCUCCAUCUGUAAAUAGGAUAGUUACAUAGAGAUUGGUGUAUCAAGACACUAUAUUAUGGCCAUUAUUCUAGCUAAGUAUGUGCCAUCUAAAAGAAAAAAAAGCUUAACAGAUUUAUAGUCGGCAAGAUACUGUAUGUUGUGUGUUACAUUUCUGGCUCAGUGUGUCGUAAAAGUAAUGACGUCUGGUCUCGCUUGCUGAUUUUCCUUUACUUUAUUUCUAUUCAACGAUAAUAGUUUUCUGCGGUUGCAGAAGUGAUGUGUGCUUUGAGCAGGAUCAAUAGCAUGGAAUAUUGAGAUUUAAAAAAAGAAAAAAAAAAGUUGUGAUAAUGUUAGCUGGUUGCAAACAUCUCUGUGACAGACAUUGUGCUUUGAAGCUUCUCAGCAGACACUGGAAAAUAAUCUAUUUGCUCAUGUUUUUGGACAAACUUCAGAGGUUCACAUUCUUGCACUAAAUUUUUAUGACACAUCUUUAUGGACAAAUGUAUGCCCGAGACAACAGCAAAGGAAGAAAAUCGGAAAAAGGAAAAAAAAAAACGUUUUUAUGUGACGUCGGUGAGGAAAUUGAAAUGAAUUGACUUCUUGUCUUGUAGCAAAAUGUGCAUUAAUCUCAGUGAGAUACACGUUUCUUACUCAUUCUCAUACAUGAGAAUAUGAAGCAUCGAGGGGGGAAAGUUAAAAUGACCUUUUAAAAACCUACAUGCUCAUUAUGUUGAUAAAUGAUUGUACGCACGCAUGUGUGAUGACUUCUGUUGUACUUUGUAUAUCCUUGGUAACCACUGUCUUCUGUGAUUUGGGCAGGUUCUGUUAACCAGACUGGCAGUGCUACUUUAUGUUACUUUUGUUGUGUGACGUUAAUAUUAACUUAUUCCUAAGUUAAUAUUGUUCUAAAUGUUCUUUUGAUGACUGUUCUUUUUGUUUUUUUACACAAGUAUUGUUUUGCUAAAUGAUUUUGUGAAGAAUUCUCUCCUUGUGUUUUUUUUUUCUUUUUUCUUACAAUACAGCACUGAUAUUUGAAUUAAAAUGAAGGAAUUGCACCUCAUAUUGAACAGGAGCUCCAUCAAGCAGUGACUCUGAUUCAUGACCCUUGACUGACCCGGAACCAACCCCUGUUUGACGAUCUUGUCCAUUUCUACCAGUAGAAAAACAAAGCCCUCCUCUGUGAUGUUGUCUGGUGUACUGCUUAAUGUACAGUAGCUUGUUAAUAUGCUAAAUGCGUUGUUUCUUUUUUCAAUGGAAAGUACUCACUGGUGAGAUUUUUAAAGUGGUUUUAAAGCCAAUAAACUUUUUUUUAAAGAA
This is a messenger RNA of Synchiropus splendidus (mandarinfish), 7555 nucleotides long. Its product is annotated as DNA-binding protein RFX7. Gene Ontology annotation, biological process: regulation of transcription by RNA polymerase II. Gene Ontology annotation, molecular function: DNA-binding transcription factor activity, RNA polymerase II-specific; RNA polymerase II cis-regulatory region sequence-specific DNA binding. NCBI's taxonomy places the organism in Eukaryota, Metazoa, Chordata, Actinopteri, Syngnathiformes, Callionymidae. The transcript has 10 exons. The record is from RefSeq and is a predicted model, not a curated record. The coding region runs from base 240 to 4718 and encodes 1492 amino acids.